Drosophila elegans is the source of this 4067-nucleotide messenger RNA. RefSeq names its product mothers against decapentaplegic homolog 6 (gene Dad). Gene Ontology annotation, biological process: BMP signaling pathway; regulation of transcription by RNA polymerase II; transforming growth factor beta receptor signaling pathway. Lineage: Eukaryota; Metazoa; Arthropoda; Insecta; Diptera; Drosophilidae. Bases 768 to 2465 code for a protein of 565 amino acids. The record is from RefSeq and is a predicted model, not a curated record. Gene Ontology annotation, molecular function: I-SMAD binding; transcription regulator inhibitor activity. Gene Ontology annotation, cellular component: heteromeric SMAD protein complex. The transcript is spliced from 8 exons.
UGGCAAUCCAUAUAGUUUCGUGCGCAGCGCUCCGCUCAUUGCCCCACAAUUUUUCAACCGCGCCGCUUGUGUUUUCGUUCGCCGUUCGAAAAUCCGAAAGAUAUCAACAAAAAGAUGGAUACUUGACGUAUUGCCACGAGAAAUAUUCCGAAUUAAUGAUACUAGUGGUCGGAGCCGCUAAGCGAUUUUUGGGCUAAACGAAUGACAACGCUACGCAGUGCAGGAAACUCGGACUUUGUCGUCUUUUCCGUUUUUUGCGCUACGGCUACGGGUUUUUUGUUGUAAACGCGGGCGUAAACAACAAACAAGUGCAGUGGGAGUUGUUGUACGCUUCAGAACUGAAAAGUGAAGGAGGAAAUAGAAAAAGUUUAAUGUAAAAUAGAAAUUAUAAAGUGAACUUCUUAACAUAUCAAAUACACAUAACACAUAUCAUCUAUAAUUAUUACUAUUAAACAAAAGGAUAAAACGGAUACCGCUUGUAAAAUAUACUUGAAACAAGUGCACACCACUGGACAAUACAUAUCAAACCCGUCGAAAGCAUAUCAAAGCCAACAAGUGAUACGAGGAGUAUAAAACAGUUAAACGUGUUCCCAAGUCCCCGCUCCCCACGAGAAACUCAAGUUCCCAGACCCACCCGUAUAACCGAAGAGAAACAAAGUAAACUACCGUGACUAGCCGGUCCUGUCGAGUCCGCGAACCAAGUUAGUCAACUACAAAUAAUGCGCAUACAAUAGGAUCGAUGUUACCGCAAAACUGUAUGUCCCUCCAUGCUAUUCCCAAGAGAAACGAAGAAAGAACUAUGGCGUUAUGCGUCCAGAAACAACCCGGGUCCGUGCGAUGGGGUGCCAGCUGCACCGCCCGUGCAGCCACCACGGCCGCCGCCCCCUCCACAUCGACCCCGCCCUCAUCCAGCGCCUCCCUGCUCUGGCUACUCCUGCGAGGAAGAUUCCACGACAAUGCGCCAGACGCCGCCGCCGCCCUACAGCUCGAUGUCCUGCGCCAUGGACUGCUCAGGCUCCGGCUCCGACUCCUACUGCCGGAAUAUGACUCAGGUGCAAAACAACAACAACAGCCACCCAUACCGCCGACUGCCAAAUCACAAGGAUCUGUUGGCGCCUCCGUCAGCGUCCGACCGCUGCUAUACCGCUCCUGGAUGCAGUUGCGCAAGCUCCUGCGACGAUAUGUUGAUCGACGGAAGCGAUCAGGAUCAGGAUCAUCAUCGGGAUCGGGUUCGGGGGCAGGUUCAGCAGGUGGAUCGCCGGAUGUUCAGUGCCACCACCUUUGCGACCAUGUUACGGAAGUGCUGCGGCGGCACCACAGAGUCAACCAGCGGAUCCACACCCACGUUUGCAGUCACAACGACCCGAGCCGUCCAUCAUCCUCAAAACCAAACGCAGAGUUCGAGACGCAAGGAUUUCGAUGCGCUAAUGAAACUGCUGAAGCGCAAGCAGAUGGCGGAGCUCCAACUAGCGGUCAAGAGUCGCUUGGAUCCGCCGACGAGGACCCAUCGAGAUGCCGUUACCACAACCGCCUCCUCCGCACCCACCUACCUGCAGUGCAUUCUGAUCCACUGUACGACGCCAGCGGAUCGGGAACAGCAUGUGACCGCCAGCCGGCUGUUCUUCUGGCCAGGAUUGAGGAGCGGCGAGGAGCUCAAGCGACUACCCGCCUGCCCCGCUGCACGCGACUGCGUCUACAAUUGCUGCAAUCCGCUGCACUGGUUCCGCAUCCUGCAUCAGCCCGAGACAGAAGCACAACCGCCGCCAUACCAACGCUCAAAAAUGCUGAGACUGAGAGAUGCAGAUUCCGAAGAAGACUCGCAGAACGAUGCAAAGUCGGCAGCGCUGAGCACGUGGAGUGCGCAGAGCAGCAGCAUUUCGAGCAUCUUCAAGCCGCCUCUCUUCGAGUCUUUCACCACUGAUGGAAAAGAUUAUAACAUCAAUGGCAAGGCCUGGUGCCAAAUCGCCUACUGGGAGAUGGCCGACCGAGUCGGGGAGUUCUUUCACGCCAGAACGAAAGCAGUCAAUAUCUACACGGAUGGGAUCGUGGGCAGUGAAGGGGACAGCAUGUGCCUACGUGACCUUACUCCCGCAGGCAAACAGGUCUACUCGGAGCUGGUGCAAACUACGCGACAGAAGGUCGGAUUGGGGGUGACAUUGAGCCUAGAAGGCGGCGAUGUUUGGAUAUACAACCGCGGAAACACACCUGUGUUUGUGGAUUCACCCACCCUGGCCGAAAAUCUGGACCGUGUGUGCAAAGUGAUGCCCGGCAUCUGCCUAAAGGCCUUUGAAACAAACAGGGCUCAACUGCUAAGCAUGAAACAGCAAGGACAUCACCACAUGGGACCCGUCGACUACUUCAGCAUAAAGAUCAGCUUCGUGAAGGGGUGGGGGCCCGCCUACAAAAGACAGGACAUCAUGGGCUGCCCCUGUUGGCUGGAGGUGCACUUUAGCCAUCUGCGGUGACAGUACGUGCUGCUGGCGCUUUCGGCAGGACCUCAUCCGGCAUCCCAGCACCACGUCGAGCAUUUGGGUUACCAGAUGAGCAGCUGCCGGCGGGAAGGACAUCGGCAGUCGCCUCAACUGCUGCGGAAGGCGCAAAAGCUGCUGACCAGGCUGUGCAGACACGUGUGCGCCCUGACGAAUCCUGCGUCGAGGACGAGAUGGAGGUGCCUGGCGGGCAGGAGAGCGAGCCGCCAGUUAACCAAUAAACAACCAAUAAUUUGGAACAACAAAGGACUGCAAAAGAAAUCAUUUUAAAUGUUAAUAUACAUAAUUACGAAACAAGUUUCAAUUACUGCUAGUAGACACAUCGAAAUUAAUUUUAAUGCAUCCGAGUCGCAUUAAGUGAGAGAAGUCGAGGAGUCGGACGAGUUGGAUUGAAAUACAUAGUAAUUGAUUGUUAAACAUACAUAGAAAAAAUUAAUAUCCUGUGAUUCACUCUAUAUAUACACAUGUAGUAUGUACCGACGCGUGGGGCUAGAGCUCCAUUGCCAUUAGCUAUAUAUGAUAUGUAUAAAUAUUUAACUUAUAUAUACAUACAUACUAAACAGAAGGCACAUCAGGGCUAACAGUUUCGAGAAUGGCAGAUAGUCUAGUUAUGAUACAACAUUUAAACGCCACUACCUUUUCUAUUCGACGUUUUUAAAAGAACCUAAACCCAUAAUUUAUACCCCACCCAAAUGAAACCAAACAUCACUGAAAUACAAAUCUGUUCAGUAAAAUCUGCAUAAGAUCCUAGGUUAAAUGAAAACACAAUUAACAAAAUUCUAUACGGUUUUAGACUCUAGCGCAUAGCGAUCGAAUUGACAUUAAGAAAGCAUACGUCAUUUUCGAACAUUAUUUGUUUUAUGUUGAUAUUUUGACUGUUUUCGUUGUCAUGAAAUUUGUUCAUUGUUUAAAUUAAAACCAGCCGUCAUAUAAAUUGUAUAAAAAUAUAUCGCACUAAGAUACUUACAGCAUAGGAUACUUCUAUUUAAAUCUGAAAUCAUCUAUCGUCCAUACACAUUUCACAAGCCCGAACUUCAGUUGCAUUUCCACCUGUUGGAAAUGCCAAUUCGAGAAUUCGGAGUAGUAGUAGAAAUCCGUGCGCUAGAGCUUUAGCCUUUGUACCAAACAUCCUAGAAUCCCAGCCUUGUAUGUAUUUCGUUCUAAGUAUAAAUGCGAUCCACGUAAAACUAUUGUUACCAUUUUUCUCACUGUUAAAGGAAGACCGUGUUCAGUAAAUUCAUAAAGAAAAUAGGUACGUGAUUAUUGUAUGUAUAUUUUAAUUCCAAAAAAGCACUUUAAAAAGUAGUAACAAACUUUAUGAGCAAAGAUACCGGGCUGAUUUUAAAAGUUCUCCUCAUGUAAGACGACAACGUAAAAAGCCUGGUUGAGAGGCAUGUAUACAUACAAUAGCUUCAAUAUGAUCAAAUAUUUAAUCAGUGCAGUUAUACUGUUAAGUUUAAAAACUUGUAAUAAAAUUUCAAUAUAUUUACAAAAACAAUUGAAAUACUGAAUACGUUUUCACUUGUAAUGGUUAAAAUCAUCCAAAAUAAAAAAGUGGCAUUUACAUUUUUUUCCAGA